This is a messenger RNA of Macrobrachium nipponense, 2949 nucleotides long. RefSeq names its product FK506-binding protein 2-like (gene Fkbp14). Gene Ontology annotation, molecular function: calcium ion binding; peptidyl-prolyl cis-trans isomerase activity. The transcript is spliced from 4 exons. The record is from RefSeq and is a predicted model, not a curated record. NCBI's taxonomy places the organism in Eukaryota, Metazoa, Arthropoda, Malacostraca, Decapoda, Palaemonidae. The coding region runs from base 77 to 688 and encodes 203 amino acids.
GCGAACCGGCCCGACCGGACAGACACUCAGUGAAGUGACGCCGAGUGGUAAGGAGUGGUAGAAUCGAUUCCCCAGCAUGGCCAGACGUAGUAGUGUCCUCUUGCUCACCCUUGUGGCUCUUACCUACGCCGACGAGCUACAGGUGGAGCAUAUAUCCAAGGCCGAAUCGUGCGAAAAUCCGUCCAAAAAGGGAGAUAUGCUAACCAUGCACUACACGGGAACUUUACAAGAUGGAACCAAGUUCGACUCCAGCGUGGACCGCAACCAGCCGUUCAGCUUCCAGCUGGGCGUGGGGCAGGUGAUCAAAGGCUGGGACCAAGGCCUGGUGGGCAUGUGCCCAGGUGACAAGUACAAGCUCACUAUUCCUCCCGAACUCGGGUACGGCGACCGUGGUGCCGGCGAUGUCAUUCCUCCAGGUGCCACCCUGAUCUUCGACGUGGAGCUGAUCUCCAUCGGCGACGCUCCUCCCGUGGUGAAUGUGUUUAAGCAGAUUGACAGCGACAGCGAUGACCACCUGUCCAAAGAGGAGGUUCUAGAAUACAUCAAAGUGCAACUUCCCGCAGAGGAAAUAGAAAACGGCCAAGAUCCUCACAAGAUCACGGAGGAAAUCUUCCACCACGAGGACAAAGACAGAGAUGGGUACAUCUCCCACGAGGAAUUCUCAGGACCCAAACACGACGAACUCUGAGCUGACCCAGACGAGGAAAUGUCCAGAAUUGAAUAACUGUAUGUUGGGACUUCUUGGGAAGAGUGAGUUUAAUCUCUCAUUGUUCCUGUGAGGAAUAUCGUGAAUAGUCUCUCAUUGUUCCUGUAAGGAAUGAAUAUCGUGGACAUGAACUCAUGGAAAUUCUGUUUUAUAGAAGUGAACUUGCUCAAAGGGUAUUUAAUGUACUUCUAGUUCUUUUCUUAUAAUCACAAUUUCGUAAAUAACUGAUAAAGUAAAAAUUAUUGUAAAAAGUAAUUAAAUUUCAUUUGAUGGUAAUUCAUCAAGAAAUAAUUGGCCAGGACAUUCAAGGAUAUUUUCUCUGUCAUCAUGUGUUUUGGGGAGGCAUACAGGUCGCAAAUAAUAUUAAUUUCAUCGUCAUAAUAUUCAAUAGCAAUUUGUGUCAAACGUAACGAUUCAGAAUGAACCUAGUGCGCUUCUUACCAUUCAUUUUUUCUGAUGGUGUGUGUUCCCUUCACAAAGCUUUAUCAAAGGCCCGUCCAACUAGGAGGGCAUAUGGUCUAUCAUUGGUUACUAUGGGACUGUGAUUUUAGGCCUUGUCAACGUGCAGGCCUAACACACAAAUAUAGUUUUAUAUUUAUUUGCAAAAUGUUGAUCGAUAUCCUAUUCACAACCAUUUUAUCCCUUUCCUGAAUUUUGAGAGCAGUUGUUAUAUUUUAUACGAUGCUUUAUAAUAUAUUUUAAGAGGAGUAUAUUGUUGACACGAGGACUAUUUACCCCCACAAUAAUUGUUAGCAUGGUUUUUAGUUACUAAAGACUGCAGUAAGCCUGUUUUGUAAGUGAAAACAGCAAAAAUCAUUGUUUUUAGCUUGUGGUACUGGAUGAAUAUUAGGGGUCUUCUGUCUUGGUCACUCGCGGAUCUUCAGCCAAUCCCUUGGGACGAUGUUUUCUACUUGACAGAGCUUUGUUUUAGUGCUAGGAGUACUAGUUUCUGUAUUUUAGUAAUAGUAGUAGUACUAAUUUCGGUCUUUAAGAGAUAUCAGGCUGAAUUCCGCAGAACUGAUUAGGUAAAUAGCCGGGGAUUAAUUUACUUUCUCACUGUUAUUCACAGCUUCAUGCAUCAAGGCUGCUCCAAUUGGUUUUAGCAAUUUGACGAAACUGAUAGUUGUUGAGGAAAACGUUUGAUUUUAGUGUAAAAAUGUUUAUAUAUAUCUUUCGAGCAUUCGGUAUGAGGAUAUCAUUUGUGUUUAAAUGUGAUAUGUUUAAAGGAUGAUAAAACCAGCUUCGUGUGAUAAUGUGAAUGGCUGUGUACUUGGUGAUAGUGAGAUGAUGGUGGUUUGUUUCAUUAUGGCAGACUUCCUCUUAGUGAGAAGAUCUGUUCCUUGGUGCACGGUAACUGUAUCAUGGCGUUGUUUUAUCGGGAGCAGUUUCGUUUCAGAAAAAGUGAUAUAUAUACAGACCAUACACUGUACAGCUUUAUUUUGAGAGCCAAUUAUUGAGAUUGUUUUACAACUAUAAUAAGUAUAUAUUUAAGCCCGUAAAGCCAACAUAAAAUUGAAGUAUUUCAUAUUCGAAAGACUUCAAGGAAAGUUAUUUGUAGCUUGGAAUUCAUAAUCAAAACUCUUGUGGCUUCCAUUGUGGAUAUUAUAUCUUAAAACGUGCAAGUAUGUUGAGCCCUUAUCCCUUUAAAAGUAAAACAUGCAGGUUAUGCUGAUCAUUUUUGUUAUGACGAGCAUAUGACGUAGGUCAUGUAACUGAAUGCAUCAGUGAUUAAUGCAGCUGCAAUAGGUAUUUUUACAGGUGUGACUGCGAAACUUUCAAAAUGAAUGAUUGUUGGUUAAUUAUUCUCAGCUGUGAUGAAAGAAAUGGACGAAAUCUGACGACCAAUGAAGUUUUAUAUAAGUGUCUGAUGCAUGAGAUGACGAAACUGUUUCUCAGGUGCUAAAACAUUUGAAAUGUGUUGUGAAGAAGUCUUUUUAUUGCCUUAAAGAGCCAUACAAUAUAAUUAUCCUAAUUUGAGUAAGGUAGUGCGUCACAAGAUGUAAAAUGAACAUAUCCAUAGGUAGUACAUAGAUUCUCAGUGAGGAUUGAGUGGCACAAUACUGCAACAGCGUAUGUGUGGUACUUAGUGAGUAGACAUUCCUUGAGCACAAUUAGAAAGUUACUAAAGAUGUAGCCAAAUGGAUUAGAGAGGUUUUUAAAUAUUAGAUUUGUAUUUAUAUUUUCUUGUUGGAUUUUAAUACUAACUUUGUACUUUGGCCAUUCAAUAAAUUUUACAGAAUGUU